GUGAAGAGCUUAAAUUUUAUUAAAUAAACAAGUAAUGAAAAUAUUCCAGCCAAAUAAUAUAUACACCACAAUCUAGGUACAAUAAAAAAUAAAAACUCUCAACCACUCAAAUAUGAUAUUAGAUGAUAAUGAGACGAUACUCAAUUUUAACAUAUUUGACCUUUUUAGUAGUGUUUGCGCCAAAAUUUUAUUAAAGUAACAAGCCAAUUUGAUCAAAAGAUUAUUAUUGUAAAAAGACCUAAUUUUAUAAAACCGUUCGUCUCAUAAAACCGCUCUGAUGUCGAACCGGUGUAAACCGGCGGUUCGAACGGUUCAACAAAAGACCUAAUUUUAUAAAAGCAAAAAAAAUUGACGAAGGACGUGGUUUUUGGUCAGAAAUCACAACAAUUUCUCCGUCUCCGGUGGCUUGCUUCCUUCUCCGGCGUCAUGAGUAAAUCGUAGCAGCAGCAGGCGCGGCGGAGAUCGGUUCCGGCGUGGCGGAUCUGUGUGAUGGUGUCGCACAUGUAAAUCGACCCUUCCUUUUUGCACUUCUGAGUAUUACCUGAAAUUGGUUUUAGCAGUUUCUUAUACCCACAAUUCUACUUGUCUAGACUAGGGUUUCAUGGCAGAUAGUGACCCUCCAUCUUUAGGUCGUGUGAAGCUUACUGAUUUAGUCCCUUGGAACGGGCUAGCAUCUGAUUCCUAUAAAAUAUCAGUUUCAAUUUUGUCACAUUCUCUGGCUCAGUUUUCUGCAGUCAUCGUUCAGUUUCCAGCAAGUGACGGGGCUAUUCUGCGAUCUGGUUUAGAAUCUGCUCGCAUGUAUUUCCACCAAAGGGAAACGUAUCCACCUGCAGAUAUAAUCAAUCCUGGGUUGCCAGACAUAUUUGCCUUAUUUGGAAAAGCAGCAAGGGAUAUUCUGGAUGCAAUUAGCUACCAUUUGAAUAUACGCAGCUCUCCGUUUGUAGAAAUAGUGGAUAAUGUUCCACUGAGAAAUAGGGAAAUUUCAUCUUCUGUUUUGUCUGUUUGUUGUCAUGCAAGGCCAUCAUUUCAGGGGCCACAGCAUCAUAAUAAUAUAACUACUACCCAAGAGGAUGGCCAAAUGAUUAUGUAUCCUGACCAUGAUCACCAAGUUGAUAAAAGCUUGCUAUCGCUUGUUAAGUCCGAUAGGGCUGGUUUACAUGUAAGAGACUCUCAGGGCCGGUGGAUUCUUGUGGACGGAGAUCUGGGACCUCAGGAAGCUAUUGUUUUUCCUGGGCUUGCUCUUUAUCAAGCAACUGCAGGAUAUGUAAACCCUGCAUUGCUCAAAACUGAGAUUAAUAUGGAGGCUAAUAUGUAUGGACGAUGUUCUUUAGCCUUCAAACUUUUGCCUAAAUCAAUGACCAAUUUGGAUUGUUCAGAAAUGCGAGCAGCAGGUUACGGAAUUGAAGCUCAGUUUCAGCUUCCUGUCCCAGUGGAUGAUUUUAUGCAAAGAUCUCACCCAACAGAUCAUCUCUUUAACAGGCCUAGUUUGCAGUGCUUCAAUUUCCAACCAACACAUGAUGAGAGAAGGAAGCAAAAUCCCAAAAGCAAACCUUUGCCACCUUCCAAGAGGUUAAGGCUUGAGGCUCAAAGAGUUUUGAAAGAAAGGGUCCAGGAUAUUGCUGAUAAGAAAGGCAUCAAGCUGCGGUUCUGUAAUCUCAAGGAAUGUGAAAGUCACAUUCACAGCAUUGAUAGCCCAUGUGCAAAUAUACGAAUGGAGAUAGGGUGGCCACUUGGUGUUCCAUUUGUCCAUCCCCAUGAUUUACCUAACAAGGCAAAGCUGGGUUUUCUUGAAGCGUAUGAACCUGGUUGGACAGAAGCCCAUCAAAACUCAGACAGGCUAGUCAACACUCAGCUAACUUUAACUGCAACUCUCCUUUUGCAAGUUUCAUGUCCAUAUGAUAAUGCAUAUUCUACUUUAUAUUUAAAACUGUAAAAUAGUGGUGGUGCAUCUAAAGCUGAGAAUUUACAUAUUUUUUUUCAGGGUGAUGAAAAGGUUAAGGGAAGUUGAAGCUUAACAUAAAUGAUUAAUUUACAUAAUUGUAGUUUAGCCAAAUUCUCUUCAUUAGCCAAUCAAUGUGUUCAACGCUAUGAUUAGUAACAUGAAGAAUGUUGAACACAUUUAAUUACAUAUUGACAGAACUGUGGAGGUUGCAGAUCAUUUGUCAUAUCCUUUUGUCAGAAGGCUGCAAUCCUUGCCACAUCACAUCCUUUUGUGUUUACUUAGUAUCUUAAGACUUGCAACAAUGCCAAUUUCCCUAGAUCAAUUUCUUAACCUGGAGAGUGAACCAAAUUGCCGUGAGUUACAUACAUCUCAGUCAUGGAACAUAAAAUACCAGUAGUGUUGGCAUGUAAUGUGAAGGAUAAAAAAUAGGACGUGGAAGCUUGUUGAUGGGCACCUGAAAUCCAGUUAUAUAAUGAUCGGUUGUUGAUAGAAGAACCAGAGCUAAUGUUUUGGUAGUGGAACUUUGAUAUAAUGAUAUGUUUUAGGUCCACUAGCAUCUGAGGAGUUCACUGUCUAUGUUAAUUUAUGAUAAGUUUAACAGAUUAUGUUCAUGUUUUGGUGUCUGCAGGAAUCAGUCCCCCCUGACUUCCAACGUAUGGGCAGCAUAAGAUAAGAUUGUGAAGAUAGGCCUAUAUAGUUCUCAAGGGGGCUCUGAACCUAUCUGAAGCUAGGUUUUAGAGUUUUAUGCCUGCUGUCUGUAUAUGCAACUUUUGAAGCAGAUAAAUGAAAGAAACGUGCUGCAGAGUUUUAUCCCAUAGAUGUUUUAUUAUAGAUUUCUUAGAAACUCUUAGGAUUAUGAGACGCCAAUCCAAUGAAAAUGAAGGGUAGACUCAGCUCUACAGCUUGAUGGAGGUAUUGCUGGCCAGUAUCAAACCAUAUAUAAAAUGAAGACAUCUUCAAAAUCAAUAGGACAACUAUAUAAGCCUCUAUCGGUCAUGAAGGAAUGUAAUCACUGUCAAAUGGUCUGCAACAAGUUUAGUUGUAACUUUUUUGUCCUCAAGUUAUGUCAAGCUGGUAAAAAGUGUAAACAGGAUAGCUUUAUCUGGUGUUAAACAGGAUAGUAUUUUGUCACAAUGCUAGGUAGCUUGACGUGUUUACUUAUGCUACUUAAUUAUGAUUGUGAAAUCAGAAGCGGUGCAUACCAAGAGGCAUUAUCUUUCAUUGCACUGAAAUGCAUUCACACAGAGCUCGAAUAUAUUAUCUUCCGAAGAA
Glycine soja is the source of this 3214-nucleotide messenger RNA. RefSeq lists its product as uncharacterized. Lineage: Eukaryota; Viridiplantae; Streptophyta; Magnoliopsida; Fabales; Fabaceae. Bases 602 to 1933 code for a protein of 443 amino acids. The transcript is spliced from 3 exons. The record is from RefSeq and is a predicted model, not a curated record.